AUGGUCGGCUUCACGCAGAGCAUCGCGAAGGAAGUGGCCUCUCGAAACAUCACCGUCAACUGCGUCGCUCCCGGCUAUGUCGAGACAGACAUCGUGGAAGACCUGUCGCCGGAGCUCAAGAAGUACAUCAUGGAACGCGUGCCAAUGGGGCGUUUCGGUCAGCCGGAAGAGAUUGCCACCUUUGCCGCCAUGACUACUCCCACAUUGGGCAAACCCUUCGCGGGCCGCGUUGCGCUGGUCACCGGCGGGUCGCGGGGCAUCGGGCGCGCGAUCGCACGGGAACUUGCAACCCUCGGCGCCAAUGUCGUCAUCAACUACUUCCGCAAUCACAAGGAAGCGCGCGCCGCGCAGCAAGAGAUGGAGGGCCUUGGCGUCCAGUGCGUUCGUGUGGCGGCGCACCUUGCCGAACCGCGUCAAGUGCGCAAGCUCAUGGACACCGUCCGCAAUCGAUUUGGCCGCCUCGACAUCCUCAUCAACAACGCCGCUUCCGGCGUCAAUCGUCCCGGGAUGGAGCUGGAGGAGAAGCACUGGGACUGGACGUUGGACAUCAACACAAAGGCCCCUUGGCUCUGCACCAAGGAGGCCGUCCCGCUGAUGGAGAGGGGCGGGCGCGUGGUGAACAUCAGCAGCCUUGGCGCAAACCGGGUCUUGCCCAACUACCUCUCAGUAGGGGUGUCCAAAGCGGGCCUGGAGGCCGUGACGCGCUACAUGGCCGUGGAGCUUGCACCACUGGGCAUCACCGUAAACGCCAUUUCCGGCGGGUUCGUACCGACGGAGGCGCUGGAGCACUUCCCCAACCGCGACGAGAUGCUGGCCACGGCGGAGUCCAAGACCCCCGGCGGUCAACUGUUGACCGCGGAGGACCUGGCGAAGGCGGUGGCCUUCCUCUGCAGUGAAGACGCCGCGAUGAUCCGAGGACAGGUCAUCAUCGUCGACGGCGGAAUGUCGCUGACGCUCUAG
Molecule: messenger RNA, 960 nt
Organism: Geodia barretti
Lineage: Eukaryota; Metazoa; Porifera; Demospongiae; Tetractinellida; Geodiidae
Source: the annotation of a GenBank genome assembly